This is a messenger RNA of Trichoderma citrinoviride, 1540 nucleotides long. RefSeq lists its product as hypothetical. The coding region runs from base 20 to 1534 and encodes 504 amino acids. The transcript has 3 exons. The record is from RefSeq and is a predicted model, not a curated record. Lineage: Eukaryota; Fungi; Ascomycota; Sordariomycetes; Hypocreales; Hypocreaceae.
GUCCUAUCAAAGCCCCAUCAUGAAGGGCAUUCUCAAGAACAGCCUGCUCACCGCGGCUGCUCUGCCGGCCUUGGCCUCGGCCGCCUGUAUCUCCUCGGGUGAUCAGAAUACGAUCAACAAUGCGCUGCAGUCUGGAGGAAACGGCGCUGUUGUCCAGCUCUGCGCCAACGCCGUGAUCCAGAUCUCAGAGCAGAUUAGCUUCACUGCUGACAACCAGGAGAUCUCUACCGAGGGCUAUCCCACGGGUAGCACGAGAGGUACCAUCCAGGUUGCUCCGGGCAGCUCUGCCAGCACCCUGAUCUACGGCAAGAACUUCAACAACAUCCGCAUCAAGAACAUCCAGCUUGACGGCAACAGGCCCGGCGCUGGUCUCUUCCCUGGCGGCGCCGCCAACAUUGAGAUUGGCGGCUUCACCACUGGCCAGACCGUCUCCAAUGUGGCUUCCAAGAACCCUCGUGGUUGGAGCUGUCUCCAUGCCAUUGGCUCUGGAGAUGACAACAACCCGUGCAAGAACGUGACCAUCAUCAACAAUGAUAUUGGCCCUUGCGGUCAGUCUGGCAAGGAUGCCAGCGGAAACGCCCAAUGGGCGGAUGGUGUCUCUCUUGACUGCACCAACUCUCUUGUCCAGGGCAACACUAUCAAUGGCCCUACCGACGGUGGUAUCGUUAUUUUCGGUUCUCCUGGAAGUACAGUCACCGGCAACACCAUCAUCUCCUCGCCUGACUACGUGGGCUUCGGCGCCAUCAACAUGGUCGACGCCGAGUAUGGUGGUAGCUACGCUGGUGUCACUGUCACCAACAACACCAUCCAGGGCCAGAAGCUCUUCAACCUGGGUAUCGGAAUUGGCGCCUACACCUGGUCUUUCAACGAUCCUUCUCCCCUCAAGGGCCCCGCCACUGUCACUGGCAACACCAUCACUGGCCAUGUCAGCUUCCCCAUUGCCAUCAACGGAUGGACCAACGGUAUUACGAUUACCGGCAACACCGUCUCGGGCGUCACCAAUCCCAAGUCUAGCUUUGCCGAUGCCUCUCACUGCAACUCCGCAAUCCAGAGCGUCUUCAACCAGAAUGCAAACCUCAUCUACUACCCCGCUGGCGUAACCGGACCGCAGACCCUCCAGUCUGGCUUCGUCGCUGCCCCCGGCAAUGCGACCAACUUCCUGUGUUCGAGCCUGCCGCUGCCGAACUCGCAAACGUUCAACGCUGGUUCACUGACUCUUGCCCCCGACACUGGCCCAUUUGCUGAUCUGCACAAUGUCAUUGCUCAGUACCAGGGAGACAACAACCUCGUCGUCCUUCAGAAUGGAAAUCCUGUUUGGGCAUCGGGUCACACCUUGAGCCAGGGAUGCAAUGGCGGCUGCCAGCUGAGAUUUGAUUCAUCAGGAAACCUGGGCACUUACUUCAACGGCGCUCUUCAGUGGAGCACCAACACCGGGGGCCGAGGCAAGACCAUGGUCGUCAUCAACACGGCGCCUUGGAUCCAGAUCAAGGACGGCUCCGGCGCUGUCAUCUGGGACACAACCAAGAGCACCUAGGCACAA